Astyanax mexicanus (Mexican tetra) is the source of this 1190-nucleotide messenger RNA. Its product is annotated as H-2 class I histocompatibility antigen, alpha chain-like. Gene Ontology annotation, biological process: immune response. The record is from RefSeq and is a predicted model, not a curated record. NCBI's taxonomy places the organism in Eukaryota, Metazoa, Chordata, Actinopteri, Characiformes, Acestrorhamphidae. Gene Ontology annotation, cellular component: external side of plasma membrane. The transcript is spliced from 5 exons. Bases 69 to 1190 code for a protein of 373 amino acids.
CCUGUCCUGCUCUGAGUCUCGGUGAAGAACAGUGUAAUUCAAUGUAAUGAUAUCAGCGUGAGGAGGAGAUGAUGACUCCUGUUAAAGGAUUAGUUUUAUUUCUGAUGAUUGGUUUUCUCCCGGCUUCGUUUGGAGAUAAUCACUCUCUGUUAUAUCUCUACACCAUGCAGUCUAAAAACUCUGAUUCUCAUCUCUACGACUGCACUGCUGAAACUCUGCUGAACGACAGACAGAUAGAUUUCUACAACAGCAGCUCAGAUAAACCCAGAACUGCUAAACAGAACUGGCUGAAGAUCAUUUCAGAAUCUGACUGGAAAAUCAGCACUGAGAAACUACAGUAUGAUGCACUACUGUUAAAUAGACUCAUCGACAUUCAGAUGGCUGAGUCUGGAUACAAUCAAUCAGACGGUCAUGUUCUUCAGUGGAGGCACGGCUGUGAGGGUGAACAGAGUUCUGAUGGAUCUCUGACUGUAUUAAACAGUAUUAAUGAAUUCGGUUAUGAUGGAGAAGAUCUGAUUCAGUUUAACUGCACCUCUAAAACCUGGAUAACCCCGGAGGAGAAGAAGAACAGAGAGAGGGAGGAGAAGAAGAACAGAGAGAGGGAGGAGGAGAAGAACAGAGAGAGGGAGGAGGAGAAGAACAGAGAGAGGGAGGAGAAGUGGAGUAAAAUCUUUAAUGCUGUUUGGAAAUGUGAGCAGUGUGUGGAGAUGCUGAAGAUUUAUUUACGGAACAAUAUUACUGAACAGUACAUAACUACUGACAUCACACCAAGUCAAACUACACCUGCUGUUCAUAUUUUUGCAAAGAAAUCUAUAAGAGACUUGAGUACACUAAACCUGACCUGCAUGGCCACGGGAUUCUACCCCAAAGACGUGAAGAUGAGUGUGAGGAAGUUCGGUACUUCAUUUCCUGAUCAUCUGAUCACAUCUUCUGCAGUCAGACCCAAUGAUGAUGAAACCUACCAGCUGAGGAAGAGUGUGGAGAUACAGGAAGAUGAUUCAGCAGAUUACAACUGUUACGUUUCCCACAGCUCCCUCACAGAACCAGUGAUUAAAAAAUGGGCUGGAAACUCUGAGGCCCCUGUUACUAAAGCUUUGGUCGCAGUGCUUGUAGUGGUCACAGUGGUUAUAAUGGUCCUGUGUUCUGUGAUCUUCUGUGUUCUGAUAAAGAAAAGAAGAAAAUGUGAGUAG